GGCGGGGACGGAGCGCGCAGAUCUCGCGUGCGCUCGCCGCCCGGCGCAGCCCAGCCCGGCCCCCGCCCGGCGCCGCGAGCCGAGGUGUCGCCCGCGCCCGCGCCCGUGUCGCCGCCGUGCCCGCGAGCGGGAGCCGGAGUCGCCGCCGCCCGAGCGCAGCAGAGCGCACGCCGAGCCCGUCUGUCGCCGCCAUGGCCACCACGGUGACCUGCACCCGCUUCACCGACGAGUACCAGCUCUACGAGGAUAUUGGCAAGGGGGCUUUCUCUGUGGUCCGGCGCUGUGUCAAGCUCUGCACCGGCCAUGAGUAUGCAGCCAAGAUCAUCAACACCAAGAAGCUGUCGGCCAGAGAUCACCAGAAGCUGGAGAGAGAGGCUCGGAUCUGCCGUCUUCUGAAGCAUUCCAACAUCGUGCGGCUGCACGACAGCAUCUCUGAGGAAGGGUUCCACUACCUGGUCUUUGAUCUGGUCACGGGCGGGGAAUUGUUCGAGGAUAUCGUGGCCCGAGAGUACUACAGCGAGGCGGAUGCCAGUCACUGUAUCCAGCAGAUCCUGGAGGCGGUUCUGCACUGCCAUCAGAUGGGGGUCGUCCACAGGGACCUCAAGCCUGAGAACCUGCUCCUGGCCAGCAAGUGCAAAGGGGCGGCCGUGAAGCUGGCGGACUUCGGCCUGGCCAUUGAGGUGCAGGGGGACCAGCAGGCAUGGUUCGGGUUUGCCGGCACGCCAGGCUACCUGUCCCCAGAGGUCCUGCGCAAGGAGGCCUAUGGCAAGCCAGUGGACAUCUGGGCAUGCGGGGUGAUACUGUACAUCCUGCUGGUGGGCUACCCGCCCUUCUGGGACGAGGACCAGCACAAGCUGUACCAGCAGAUCAAGGCGGGAGCCUACGACUUUCCAUCUCCUGAGUGGGACACAGUCACUCCUGAAGCCAAAAACCUCAUCAACCAGAUGCUGACCAUCAACCCCGCCAAGCGCAUCACAGCCCACGAGGCGCUGAAGCACCCGUGGGUCUGCCAACGCUCCACGGUGGCCUCCAUGAUGCACAGGCAGGAGACCGUGGAGUGCUUGAAAAAGUUCAACGCCCGAAGGAAGCUCAAGGGUGCGAUCCUCACCACCAUGCUGGCCACAAGAAAUUUCUCAGUGGGCAGACAGACCACCGCUCCGGCCACAAUGUCCACCGCGGCCUCCGGCACCACCAUGGGGCUGGUGGAACAAGCAGCCAAGAGCUUACUCAACAAGAAGGCUGACGCGGGGAAGCCCCAGACAAAUAGCACCAAGAACAGCGCCGCUGCCACCAGCCCGAAGGGGACACUUCCUCCGGCUGCCCUGGAGCCUCAAACCACCGUCAUUCAUAACCCCGUGGACGGGAUCAAGGAGUCAUCGGACAGCACUCACACCACUAUAGAGGAUGAGGACACGAAAGGGCCCCUGACACCCUGAGCUGUGUGAGGAGGGGCUCCUGGAGCUCUGAAGCCAACCCCCUACCUCACGCCCACCUCCCGCCAGCCCCCUGCGCUCUCCGCGUAAGUCAGUGGGUAGGGGGGGGGCCCCGCUGUGGGCGGGGUCUGCCUGGAGGACCCUGCAGCAGCCUGUCUCUGUAGGGCUGCCUCGGCCCUUCUGCUCCCAACCCUCCAUGGUGGCCUCCUUUCCUCCCCCCACCACCGGCCUGAGCCCCCCCCCCACUCCAGACACUGGCCAGGGGCUGCUUGGGUGGGAGCGAGUAUGGCACUGCUUCCCUGGGCCGCUCACGCUCGGCCUCCUGUCCACCCCAGCGCCCAGGGUCCCUGACAAUGGGGAGGGGCUUGGGAGCCCUGGACGCUGAGGGCCCCCUGCCCGCUCUGUGUAAGUAGUGCCCCUGGGCCCGCUGCCCUGCUGCCGAGUGGCUCCUGCGCCCGCUGUGCGUGGCCUCAGCUGCCCCCACCGCCGGGCUGCCCGAGGCUCAGGGCCUGGGCCGGGCUGACCGCCUGGCACUCCCCACGCAGGGCGCUCCCAGCCGCCGCCCUCCCCUCCUCCUCCCUCCGCCAGCUCUGCAGGCCGCCCCAGGCCUCUCCCCAACGCUGUGUCCCAGGCCUGGGCAUGGGCAGGGCCCUCCGGGCGGUCUACGGUGCGUCUUGCCUCCCUCACGCCGCCUGCCUGACCUUCCCGGUUGCAGCACCCCAUGGGGCCGUACGGAGGCGUAGCCUCUCCCGACCAUGGCUGGGGGCGAGAGGAGGGAGGCCUGGCCUUGCUGCCCAGCUGGGUCCUCCCUGGGCUCUGCACACGCCGGGCUGCCUCUGUCCAUGGCGGGGGGGGGGGUUACCCUCUGCCACAGCAGCUGAACGGCCGCGGAACAGCGUGCUGCCCGCACGUUCCUGAAGCCCCUCCUCUGUGCCCCCGCCCCCCCGUCCCCCUUCAUCCCCCACAUUCCCCAUCCCCCGCCCGUCCACAUCCCCUCUGUGCCUCCUUGUG
Molecule: messenger RNA, 2444 nt
Organism: Mustela erminea (ermine)
Lineage: Eukaryota; Metazoa; Chordata; Mammalia; Carnivora; Mustelidae
Gene: CAMK2B
Product: calcium/calmodulin dependent protein kinase II beta
Exons: 18
Coding region: 192-1436 (414 amino acids)
Biological process (GO): protein phosphorylation
Cellular component (GO): neuron projection; cytoplasm
Molecular function (GO): calcium/calmodulin-dependent protein kinase activity; calmodulin binding; ATP binding
Source: RefSeq, a predicted model, not a curated record